Messenger RNA from Symsagittifera roscoffensis, 1146 nucleotides. RefSeq names its product CD63 antigen-like. The transcript has 3 exons. NCBI's taxonomy places the organism in Eukaryota, Metazoa, Xenacoelomorpha, Acoela, Convolutidae. Bases 230 to 952 code for a protein of 240 amino acids. The record is from RefSeq and is a predicted model, not a curated record. Gene Ontology annotation, cellular component: plasma membrane.
UCUUCAACCAAACUUGUUUUUGUACCAACCGCUGAAAUAAAGACUCUUUGAAUAAUUAUCAGCAGAUUGCGUUUUAGCUUGUAGACUUUAAAUGCAGUCUUUAAUGUUUGUGUGAAACUAAAUAAUCAUUGUUGAGUUUGUUUAAUUUAAAUACAGAAUCCAAAAACAUACGAUUGUCAUUAAUAAAACUUUGAAAAAAGGCGAUAUCGUAAAUCAUAACUAUAAAAAAAUGGUGAAUCUUUCGUGUUCCGAGCAGUUUCUGCGUCUCUUCGUUUUUAUAUUCAAUGUCGCGUUCUUCAUCUUCGGAGUUCUUCUGAUAGCGGUCGGAGCAUACGCAAUUGCGACUGUGCAGGACUUCUCGGAGUUCGACGUGGAUUCCGUCAAGAGUGUAUCGGGAGUAUUCAUUGCAUGUGGUGUGAUAAUCUUCCUGAUUGGUCUGUUGGGAUGUUGUGGGGCGUUCCAGAAGAGUCACUGGCUGAUGUAUGCUUAUUCAGUGGCCAUACUCAUCAUGCUGAUCCUGCAGCUGGCCUUAGGAGUGUACACUCUGGUUGAAAGGGACCACGUGGCCGAUGUGCUCACUGACAGCAUGCAGAGUACUAUGAAAAAAUACGACACAGACUCCACUACUGCUAAAGCAUGGGACAAAGUCCAGGAAGACCUGGACUGCUGUGGAUACGAUGGACCCGCCUCCUGGAAUGUGACCUUCGAAGACGGCAGCACGGUGCCAGAUUCUUGCUGCAAGACAGUAACAAAUGGCUGUGGUAACGCGGUCGGCUACCACAGCAAUGACAUCUUCACAAAAGAUUGCAAGACCCAGGUCGAAGAUGCGCUGGCAGACAGCAUGCUGGUUCGAGGACUAUGCGCUAUUAUAUUCGCACUUCUGCAGCUCCUCGGAGUCCUGGCCGGCUGUUGUCUCGGAAACGCUUUCCGAGAAUACGAGAGGGUCGAAUAGUCGUCAUAUCGACUAUUUAGAAAAAAUGAACUCAAAUAAAUACUGAAUGCUAGAUAUAUACACGAAUAGUAGGACACUCUACCUAGGAAACAGCUGUUUAACAUCAACCUUAACGGCUUUUCCUUGUAUUUUUGUAUUUUAGACUGACUCAUCUGACUCUUAACUGAAAUGUUUAUGAAUUGACUUUCACUUUA